Molecule: messenger RNA, 867 nt
Organism: Lactuca saligna
Lineage: Eukaryota; Viridiplantae; Streptophyta; Magnoliopsida; Asterales; Asteraceae
Source: the annotation of a GenBank genome assembly
AUGGCCAUCCUCACUGAAUUACCAGAAGAACAAGAAGCGGCAAUAACAUAUGAUGUUUUCCUGAGUUUCAGAGGGAAAGACACUCGUCUGGGUUUUAUGGAUCACCUUUACCAAGCUUUGGUGAAUGAAAACAUCUCUACCUUUCUUGAUGAGGAAGAGGUUGAAACUGGGGAAGAACUUAAACCCGAGCUUGCAAAAGCUAUAAAAAGCUCCCGUGCUUCCAUAGUUGUGUUGUCUAGGAACUACGCAUCUUCAACAUGGUGUCUGGACGAGCUCGUGAUGAUCCUUGAGCAACGAAGGGUCUCUGAUCAUUUUGUUCUCCCUGUUUUUUACAACGUCGAGGCUACACAUAUCAGGAAGCAAGAAAGCAGUUUUGGAGAAGAGUUACUUAAACACAAAAAGAGGAUUGAGUCCGAAAAGGAUGCGGAGAAGAAAAUUCAAGGGGCUCGUAAGUUGGAGAUGUGGAGGAAAGGACUUACAGAAAUUGCUGAUUUGAAAGGAAAAGAUGCAACUGGAAGAAGAGAGACGGUGGUCAUUGAAGAAGUCAUGAAAGAAAUAACUACUAGACUGGAACUACACUUGCAAAGGAGAAUGCCACACCUAAUUGGGAUGGACAAUUCUAUUCAUACCAUCAGUUAUUGGUUAAAAAGAGGAUCUUCUGAAGCUGCUGAAAUUCUUACAAUUUGGGGAAUGGCCGGGAUCGGAAAAACAACAUUGGCAAAAUAUAUGUAUUUGUUGCACUGCCAUGAAUUUGAAAGAAGUAGCUUUGUUGAAGGCAUUAGAAGAAGAUGUGCACAACAGACAUGUUCCCAACUAGAUUUGCAAAAACAGCUUCUUGGAGACAUUCUCAAGAAAAAAAAAAAUUGA